AUGGCAGCAGGCAGCGCCUUUGUAUCAGCUUCCAAGGACCGCACGCUACGCCUCUGGCAGGUUGGUGCCUCCCCUCCCCCUCUUCUCUGGCAGGUGGGUGCUUCCCCUCCCCCUCUUCUCUGGCAGGUGGGUGCUUCCCCUCCCCCUCUUCUCUGGCAGCUGGCGGCAGACAACACCCAGGCGUCCACCGGCCCUCCCUCGCUGCGUGCAUCGGUGGUGGCAGUGAUGCGAGGCCACUCUGCUGCCGUGCAAUGCGUUGCCGUGAACGCACGUGCCAAUAAGCUGGCAUCAGGCAGCUGGGACAGCUCCAUCAAGCUGUGGACUCUGCCCAAGCUGGGAAGCAUUGCAGGGGGGCGGGAAAGGGGGGAGGAUGGGAGUGCGGGUGGUGAUGGGAGUGGAGGAAUGGGAGCAGAGGCGGGAGGAGAAGGGGAAGAGGAGGGGGGAGAAGUGGGAGGGGCGGAGGGAGUGGGGCAAGCACGGAAGCGAGUGCGGACGGCUGCAGGGGCAGUUGAGGCAGAGGGCUUGGAGCCCCCAACUCGCGUCGGCCCCUCACCCACCCCUGCUCCAGCCCCCAACUCGCGUCGGCCCCUCACCCACCCCUGCUCCAGCCCCCAACUCGCGUCGGCCCCUCACCCACCCCUGCUCCAGCCCCCAACUCGCGUCGGCCCCUCACCCACCCCUGCUCCAGCCCCCAACUCGCGUCGGCCCCUCACCCACCCCUGCUCCAGCCCCCAACUCGAGUCGGUCCAUUACCUACUGCUCUCUGCACCUCAAGUCGCCCCUCCCCUCCCCUCCUCACCCAAGUCAGUCCCUCAGCUGUCUCUGUUCCAGCCUGCACCUCAAUGUGCUGAGGUGAGUGGCGUUUGGGAGUGUGCUAAUGUGAGUGGCGUUUGGGAGUGUGCUGAGGUGAGUGGCGUUUGGGAAUGUGCUGAGGUGAGUGGCGUUUGGGAGUGUGCUGAGGUGAGUGGCGUUUGGGAGUGUGCUGAGGUGAGUGGCGUUUGGGAGUGUGCUGAGGUGAGUGGCGUUUGGGAGUAUGCUGAGGUGAGUGGCGUUUGGGAGUGUGCUGAGGUGAGUGGCGUUUGGGAGUGUGCUGAGGUGAGUGGCGUUUGGGAGUGUGCUGAGGUGAGUGGCGUUUGGGAGUGUGCUGAGGUGAGUGGCGUUUGGGAGUGUGCUGAGGUGAGUGGCGUUUGGGAGUGUGCUGAGGUGAGUGGCGUUUGGGAGUGUGCUGAGCCCCUGCACACGCUGAGCCCCUGCCUACCCGUCACCCCACCCCUGCCCUCUCCUUUCCAAUCCCCCCCUGCCUCUCUACCUCCUUCUGUCUGCCCUCCUGCCAACCCGCUCACGUGCACCGCACCGCACCGCACCGCCCCACCACCAGGCUGGACUUUGUUACAGGUGGAGCGCCAGGGGUUGCCCGUGCAGACGCGCGGCCCCUGCCUACCCACCUCUGACACCAGCCUUCUCCCUUCCAAUCCCCUGCCACCCACCACCAGGCUCGACUUCAUAGCACAGGUGGAGCGGCAGGACGUGCCCGUGCAGACGCUGGGUCCCAACCUGCCCGCCUCCGACCCCGGCCACGCCUCGCCAGCCGAGGUGCAGCGGCGGCUGUGCGACCACCGCUUUGCACUGCUGUUUGAGGAGCUGGCGCCGCUGCACGUCAUGUCGCCGCACUUCUGGGCCGCGCUGGCGUGCGGCACCGUGCCCCUCGUGGUCGCCAAGGGCAGCAUCGCGCUCUUCUCCCCGGCUGACAACGUCUUCCUGCAGGUGCUGCACUUGCCACCAGAAUCUCAAUCAGUUUCAGACCUUCUUGCACGCUUCAACAGUGUGAGGCGGGGCGACGAGGUGAGGCAGGUGGGGGAGUGGGCGGGGUACCUGCAGCAGUCGCAGCGCACCUACAGCGACAUGACGCGCUGGAAGGCCGACGUGCCCUCUGAUGCCUUCCUCGCCCUCCUCGACCUCUCCAUCGUCCCAAGCCACUGCCGCCUCUGCAUUCACCUCGCCACCAAGCAACUGGUGGCAUGGGAUGAGAGCAGCACGAGGAAGGUGUGUCGGUGCUGGGAGGAGGGCACCAACACGACCCUCUACCACCUCUACGUGCGCGAGCGAGGCACCUUCGCCUUUCACUCCCUCUUCCUCAAGUCAUCAGAGCUCACCAUGGCGCACCUCGUGCGGGCCAUCUACCACCUCUACCACCGCCUGGGCUACCGCCCCCUCUGGCACGGCCACCGCCCCGACGCUCUGUCCACGGGCGGGGCAGCAGCGGUGCGCGUGCUGCGGGUGUACCCAGUGGAGUCGUCACAGGAGAUGGUGCUGCACGGGUCGGGCGCCUUCCGCCGCGACCGCCAGCUGCAGGACUUUGUGGAGGCCACUCCGUGCCCACGCCUUGAAGUCAUCCUAGUCUGA
This is a messenger RNA of Closterium sp. Naga37s-1, 2403 nucleotides long. Lineage: Eukaryota; Viridiplantae; Streptophyta; Zygnematophyceae; Desmidiales; Closteriaceae. The record is from the annotation of a GenBank genome assembly.